AUGCCUGGAUGGGCAGGAAUUAUUGUCAUCGCUGCCGCUACCUUCUUGGUCACGCUCUUCGGAUACAAGAUUGUGCAUACAUACGAACGCUACUCUUGGAUUCCAUGCUUCAUCAUCUUCAUGAUUGUUCUUGGGGAGUUUGCUCACUCUGGUCACUUCUACAACAUUCCAAUGGGCGUCGGACUCUCUGAGGCAGGCUCAGCACUCUCUUUUGCUGCAAGUGUCUUCGGAUUUGCUACCGGGUGGACGUCAUAUGCUGCAGACUACACCGUCUACCAACCAGUCGAUCGACCACGCAAGUCCAUUUUCUGUUGGACCUACGCCGGUCUUGCUUUCCCACUUCUCUUCACUGAGAUGCUCGGUGCGACAGUGGCGACAGCUAUGGCUGCCAAUGAUGGACAUAAUAUCUACAUGGAGGGAUAUCACUCGUCUCAUAUCGGAGGUCUCCUUGCCGCUGUUAUUGUUCCUCCGCUUGGUCAUUUCGGCAAAUUCUGCCUGGUUGUCCUUGCCCUCUCAAUUAUCGCCAACAACUGUCCUAACAUUUAUUCCGUCGGUCUCUCGCUCCAGCUUUUGGCAAAGAAGUCUCAACGUGUUCCUCGGUUCAUCUGGACCUUCAUCGGAACCCUCGUCUACUGCGCAAUUGCCAUCCCCGGAUAUGGCCAAUUCGAGAACGUGCUUGAGAACUUCAUGUUGUUGAUUGCUUACUGGCUUGCAAUCUACGAGGGUAUCUCUAUCCCUGAGCACGUGAUAUUCAAGCGUGGAUUCACUGGCUAUGACCCAUCUAUCUACAUGGAUCCAAAGCUCCUCCCACCUGGAAUCGCAGCUGUGACUGCAUUCUUGUUCGGUGUCAUGGGAGCUGUCCUCGGAAUGGCGCAAGUGUGGUUUGUCGGUCCGAUUGGAAAACUUUGUGGAACUGCUUUCGGAGGAGAUGUUGGGUUUGAGUUGGCCUUUGCUUUUGCGGCUAUAACUUAUAUCCCUCUAAGAUACUUUGAGAAGAAGCACUUCGGGAGGUGA
Cadophora gregata is the source of this 1014-nucleotide messenger RNA. It is a transcript of the gene FCY2, whose product is annotated as purine-cytosine permease. Lineage: Eukaryota; Fungi; Ascomycota; Leotiomycetes; Helotiales; Ploettnerulaceae. Gene Ontology annotation, biological process: transmembrane transport. The coding region runs from base 1 to 1014 and encodes 337 amino acids. The transcript has a single exon. Gene Ontology annotation, molecular function: transmembrane transporter activity. The record is from RefSeq and is a predicted model, not a curated record. Gene Ontology annotation, cellular component: plasma membrane; fungal-type vacuole membrane.